Molecule: messenger RNA, 2553 nt
Organism: Humulus lupulus (European hop)
Lineage: Eukaryota; Viridiplantae; Streptophyta; Magnoliopsida; Rosales; Cannabaceae
Product: protein FAR1-RELATED SEQUENCE 6-like
Exons: 2
Coding region: 415-2424 (669 amino acids)
Biological process (GO): regulation of DNA-templated transcription
Molecular function (GO): zinc ion binding
Source: RefSeq, a predicted model, not a curated record
AACGUUAAAAAAGAGGCCAUAGAGGAACGAAAUUAAAAGUGGGAAAUCAGCAAAACAGUUUCUUUUAAAAAAAAAAAGCAGUUAAGAAGUUGCCAUAGAGAAACGGCGUCGUAAAUGGCGUGAGUCUCUCUCUCAAGGACCAUCUCUUAAGCUUCUCUUUAGUGAGUCUGUAUAAUGUAAAAUCUUUUGACUCUUAUUGGGAGCUAAAAUUUGAGAGAUAUCAAAAUCAAAACUUUUUGGUAUGAGAAAAAUAUAUUUCAAUAUAUUUUCUUACUGUCCCUGUCCAAGUUUGAGAUUUUAUUUAUGCUUUCAAAGUGACCAUUGAUGAGGCUACAGGAGUAAUUUAAAGCCCUCUCGGUUCUCUGCUCACACUGCGCGUGCGCUUCACGCUUCUCCGGCACGGUCUCUUCUAAGAUGGACGAAGUUUCUCUCAACACCGAGCCAGUAGGCGAUGACGAUGGAGAUGAGUUGGAGAUCGAGGGAGAUUGUGGCAUGACUGAAUAUGUCAGUCAAGGUGGCAUAAGUGAAGGGGAAAAUCCCUUGCCUCCUUCAGUUGGAAUGGAGUUCGAUUCUUAUGAGGAUGUAUAUUACUUUUAUAAUUGUUAUGCCAAAGAACAAGGAUUUGGUGUUAGGGUAAGUAAUACAUGGUAUAGAAAGAGUAAAGAAAGAUACAGAGGAAAACUUAGUUGCAGCAGUGCAGGUUUCAAAAAGAAAAGUGAUGCAAACCGCCCAAGACCAGAAACAAGAACUGGUUGCCCAGCAAUGAUAAAGUUCAGACUAAUGGACACCAAAAGAUGGAGAAUUAUUGAAGUGGAACUAGAGCAUAACCACCUGAUUAGCCCUGCUAGUGGAAAAUUCUACAAAUCCCACAAAAACAUAGGCGUUGGAACCAAAAGAGUGUUGCAAUUGGAUGGUCCUGAAGAAACUCAGAAAAUUAAGCAAUUCAGAACUGUGAUAGUUGAUGCUGAGGUGAAUGGAAGCAUAGAUGUUGAUGAAGAAGAAUCUGGUAGGAGUAUUGACCACUCCAAUCAGUUGAAGCUUGAAGCAGGUGAUUCGCAAGCAGUUCAAAAUUUCUUUUGUCGCUCCCAGUUGGUAGAUCCAAAUUUCUUUUAUGUUGUGGAUCUCAAUGAGAAAGGAUGCUUGAGGAACUUGUUUUGGGCCAAUGCAAGAACUAGAGUCACAUACAGUUAUUUUGGUGAUGUAGUGUGCAUUGACACUGCAUGCUUGACAAAUAAAUAUGAAGUUCCUCUGGUUUCAUUUAUUGGAGUAAAUCACCAUGGGCAAUCUGUUCUGUUAGGUUGUGGUUUACUUGCAGGUGAAACAAUUGAAUCAUACACAUGGUUGUUCAGGGCGUGGCUUACAUGUAUGUCAGGACGCCCUCCACAAGUCAUCAUUUCCGAUCAAAACGACACAUUGCAAACUGCUGUUGCAGAUGUUUUCCCAAGAGCUACUCAAUGCCUUUGUCUAUCAAGAAUAAUGCAAAAGGUACCAGAGAAAUUGGGAAGCUUUUUUGAGUACGAUGCCAUUAAUGCAGCAUUGAAUAGAGCAGUAUACUACUCUCAGAGGCCUGAGGAAUUCGAAGCAGCGUGGGAGGACAUGAUCCAGCUUCAUGGAAUUAGAGAUCAGAAAUGGCUUCAAUCAUUAUAUGAAGACAGGAAACGCUGGGUUCCUGCAUUUUUUAAGGAUGUAUUUUUGGCAGGUAUGUUUCCAAUACAACCAAAUGAGGUUGUCUCAUCAUUUUUCGAAGAACAUCUGGACAGAAAUACUCCCUUAAAACAGUUCUUAGAUAAAUAUGAUCUAGCUCUGCAGAAGCACUAUCAGCUUGAAGCAUUGGCAGAUUUGGAUUCAAAGAGCCCAACUUCAAAGACAAGAUAUUCUUUCGAGAUGCAGCUCUCAAGAUUGUACACGAACGGCAUACUACGAAAGUUUGAAAGGGAAGUGGAGGGAAUGUAUUCAUGUUUUUGCUCAAGACAGUCAAACUCGGAUGGACCAAUCAUGACAUAUGUAGUAAAGGAACAAAUUGAAGUAGAUGGAAAUGUGAGGGAAGCAAGAGAUUAUGAGGUUCUGUUUAAUCCACCGGAGAUGGAGGUCAUAUGCGUCUGUGGCAUGUUUAACUUCAAAGGGUAUUUAUGCAGGCACGCGCUUUGGGUCCUCAGCCAAAAUGGCAUGGAGGAGAUUCCGGUGCAGUACAUAGUUUCGCGGUGGAGAAAGGAUGUGAAGCGGAAGUAUGUUAUUAGUAGCAUCUGCAGUGACAGUGGCAUUGAUGUUAAUAAUCCAAUUCACAGAUACGAUCAUCUGUACAAAUGCAUUGUUCAAGUUGUGGAGGAAGGCAGAAAAUCACAAGAGCGGUACAAAGUUUCCGUUCAGGCGUUGGAGGAGAUUUUGAACAAGCUUCGUCUUACCGAAGAAGAUCAUCUGGUGUAACUUAUUUUAAUGUAUAAAAUUUGGAAUCUUUCAUCUUUGUAGCUUAGAAUUAGAAUACGUGAUUUUUCUUGUACCAUUUUUGUCUUCUUUUCCUCUUACUUAAAGAUAAAAAACUUAUAACUUUCAUAA